AUGCAUAAGUUUCGACCCUAUGUUAGACGACAGAGCAAGUCUUUCACUAGUGACAGGUUUUUGGUGUGCGCACUCUUCGGUUUUUUCGUGUUUCUUUUGUGCUUGGUGCUAGCGUUGUUCAAUCGGCACCAGACGAAAAGGCAUGCAGCCGCGCUCCAAGAUCGUUUUAUUUUACAUCCGAGGCACGCUUCUUUUAACUAUGUUCUCCAACCUGAGAACUUUACGACUUUGGCGCUGACGGGCCCAACACUUUACGGAACCUCUGUUCUGAGGACUAUCGACAGGGCGCUCGCACGCACGUUUACGGAGCUGCAAACGAGUUCGCGUUCCGAAGGGCGCGAGCCUCCGGUAAUCACUGUCUUUUUUCCGGUCUGGAGACCUGGUGUCGAGCGGUCUGGCCCCAGAGGGCGCGCGACAUAUAUGGAACAAAGUAUUGGCGACGCGCAGGCGUUGGAGGCGCUCCGCAACUGGUUUUACCAGCGAAACCUUAGACCCGAGUUUGGAGGCCGAAGUGUGCUUCAUCCACGUCGUUGGCUGGAGGAAAUUCGCAGGCAACCAGAAGUCCUUGAUGUAGAAAUCAUAGAUGGUUUCGUGGUGCCGCGAAUCAGCACACACAACCCGCCAACGUACACCUUUCAGUUCCUGAAGAGUCUCGCCGAUCAUGCCCCGUUGUCAUACAAUGGAACCUGGAGCAGGAAUGCAGCCCGAGCGUGCCUCGUGGAGAAUCGGCUCUGUGGGCGAGACUCACAUGCUCUGCAUAGCGAGUUCACCUGGUGGAGUGCAGAUCACAGGCUCGCAGCUCGUCGUCUUCACCAACGCUUGAAAGAAGCAUUGACUGCUUUUCGAGAAAUCUGGGGCUAUGAGCCUUCGGUGUUCGGAUCACCAUAUGAUGAAUGGACUUUGGGAUAUAUCAACGGCGUCUGCGCACAACGACGAACUCUGGCGUCCACGCAGGUACCUGGAUUCAACGUGGCGCUCGGGCAGGCGAGCAAACUGCAUGCGUUAUGCCAAGGGAGAAUGCCGCUGCAGCCGCAUGCUAAUGGAAAGCAUAGCAGAUCGCGUUGCUGGGGAUACUUUGAUCUUUAUGAGAGCAACCGUAUCGACGUCCCAGAUUUGGAUGAGAACUUAGACCCUGCUUUCUUAGAAGAGUAUCUGCUGGAGCAGAUCGCCUCGCAUCUGGAGCAUAACGCGGGCCGCAUCUAUCUCACCGUAUCCGAGUAUCUCCAGAUGCGGCGACAAGGGGUCUCGCGUGAAUUCUGGCCUCCGUACGGGACCAUGUAUCGUAAUUACCGACACGAGACUGUACAAAUCAAGCUCGAUUACGCACCUUGUCUGCUACGACACUGGGGGCGCAGCCGCCAUCCGAAGUAUAUCAGCUUGGGCCCAGGCCAGUCGUACUUCCACACCUGUCCCAGCAACAGCGAACACAAACAAGAGUCCCAAGAGGCACCGUUGCGGGAUUCACGAACGCUGGCAUUUAGUAGUGGGGGCCUGCUCUCGGAAACAUUGUAG
Molecule: messenger RNA, 1512 nt
Organism: Cyanidioschyzon merolae strain 10D
Lineage: Eukaryota; Rhodophyta; Bangiophyceae; Cyanidiales; Cyanidiaceae
Exons: 1
Coding region: 1-1512 (503 amino acids)
Source: RefSeq, a predicted model, not a curated record